Messenger RNA from Telopea speciosissima, 1748 nucleotides. Its product is annotated as CTL-like protein DDB_G0274487. Lineage: Eukaryota; Viridiplantae; Streptophyta; Magnoliopsida; Proteales; Proteaceae. Gene Ontology annotation, molecular function: transmembrane transporter activity. The record is from RefSeq and is a predicted model, not a curated record. Gene Ontology annotation, biological process: transmembrane transport. Gene Ontology annotation, cellular component: membrane. The coding region runs from base 85 to 1746 and encodes 553 amino acids. The transcript is spliced from 5 exons.
AAAACCAGCUGUGUUGUAUAGGAAAUUAGACUAAAACGAACCAACCAGAGACUGCCGCCGCCGGAGAAGACCCUACCGAUAGAGAUGGGCGCAGCUGACGCAAUGGGAGCAAGCGAAGAAGUUGCAGUGAGAGAAGAUGAAGGUGAGAAGAGGGAAGAAGAGAAAGAUAAUGGAGAUGUGAAGGAACCAGAAAAAGAAAACAUGGGUUUGCCGGAAAAUUUAGUUCAAGAAUCAUCACCGACGGAAUUUACAACUUCCAAGCUGCGGAAUUUGAAUCCAUCGAACCCUUUGAGAGUUGUUAUUCAAGGUGUUCGACCUGUUCGUGUUCAACCGCCACGUUCUUCACAAGUUCCACCUCCUUCACAAGCUGCACCUCCUUCACAAGCUCCUUCUUCACAACCCCCUCUUUCAACUCCUGGACGAACAUUGCCUAAUCUGAAUUCGAGGAAUUACACGAAUCGAAUAUCUCUGUUUCUGUUUCUCCUUCACAUCGUUGCUGCAAUUGGGUUAGUAGGUUUUCUUGUGUUCAAGGGAGUUCAGGGGCUCUUGGAAAAUGGAAAGACUCAUAGAGCAGAGAAAAGGAUGUUAAAGUAUUGGCUUCCCCAAGCUGAAGGAGCAACAGUUUUAAGCAUCAUUCUUGCCUUCUUGUGGCAGAAAUCAGUCAGAUCAUGGCCUCAAUUCAUGGUUAAUUUCAUAAUCUGGAGCACCUUCGGCUCUUCCCUUGCUGCAGGAUCUGUUCUUCUCGUCUUCCAGAAGCCUUCAACGGACGGAAUUGGUGUGGCCCUUCUUGGCUUUGCAAUCUGUAAUGGACUCUAUGCGUGUUGGGUAACGCAGAGAACCAAGUUCUGUGCAAAAGUCUUCUCCAAAUCACUUGAACCGGCAGCGAAAUUCCCAGAUCUCAGUCGACCCACUUAUUCGAUGCUUGGGAUAUGUUUCAUUUGGAUUUCAGUUUGGGUUUUUGCAAUAAUCGGAGCUCUUAAUUUCUACUUCCCUCCAUUAAUCAUAAUCGCUCUGAUCUUGAGCUUAGCUUGGGUAGCAGAGGUGAUGAGAAAUGUUGCUAAUUUAACUGUUAGUCGAGUUAUAGCUCUCUAUUAUCUCAGAGGAAUGCAAUCAAACACCCAUUUCUGCUUCCAGAGAGCCUUGACAAUGAACCUUGGAAGCGCUUGUCUGGGUUCUUUCUUUGUGCCUGCGAUUGAAGCUUUGAGAAUCGUAGCUCGAGGUCUCAAUUUGCUUGAAGGUGAAGACGAGUUCAUGUUCUCUUGCGCUCAUUGCUGCCUUAAUGUCAUGGAAACCAUCUUCAGUUACGGCAAUGGUUGGGCUUUCGUUCAGAUAGCUGCAUAUGGGAAGGGAUUUGUGAGUGCAUCACAGGACACAUGGGCAUUGUUUAAGAGGCAAGGGAUGGAAGCCAUGGUUGACUCGGAUAUAACCAGUGCGGUUUGUUUCUUGGCCGGAGUUUGCAGUGGCUCCAUCUGCGUCCUUGUCACCGCGUCGUGGUCGUGGGCGGUUUACCGGAGCUUUACGGCCACCGUGUCUCUCCUAGCAUUCUUCAUUGGAUACCUUUUGACUCGGAUUGGAAUGGCGCUACCACACGCAUGUGUUGCCUGUUACUAUGUGUGUUAUGCAGAGCACCCGGAGAGCAGGCUAUUUGAUAAAACAAUUCCUGAGCGGAUCGACUUCAUGGAAUCUAGCAAAGCCUCUCUUGUACCCACCCCUAGGGUCCCUGUUCCCCGCCGAUUCUCAGUUUGAAA